AACAAGUAUCUAUCAAAAAAAAAAAAAAAAAAAAAUGGCAACAGCGUCGCAGAUGCCAUGUACGUUCGAGUUUUCCAGAGGCAAUGGCACCGGUGUAGCGGAAGCGAUCGGAAAUUGGGGUUUCUCUAACAAAACGUGUACCGCCGGCCAUGAAUUACAACGUUUAAAAUGUCUCUUCGCAAAAAUGGAUUAUUUACGCAAACCGUCCGUUAAACCAUUGUGCGUCAAGUACGAUUGCAGAUACGAUCCCGAGGCUUGGCAUGUUAAGCCUAGCCCCGAGGAAUGCAAGCCAGCAUGGACGUUUCCUAUAAACAGGCCUCUAAUUACUUAUUCCUCCACCGCCACGAUUAUAAAGCUCUCCAAUCUGACUAAUAUCGGAACAGACUUAGAUUACGUUGUACCAGGUCGCAGUUAUGUUAAACAAGGCACGUCAAAAUGGUACCAACGUGUUCCAGAUGUUUGCUGUCAACCUAGUUGUUUAGCUCCACAAUGUCCUGUACCGUGUUGUCAAAAAUAUUGUUAGUAAUUAGUCGACGGAUUCGUUAAACAGAAUAUUUCCCAUAUCC
Odontomachus brunneus is the source of this 566-nucleotide messenger RNA. RefSeq lists its product as uncharacterized. The coding region runs from base 35 to 523 and encodes 162 amino acids. The transcript is spliced from 3 exons. NCBI's taxonomy places the organism in Eukaryota, Metazoa, Arthropoda, Insecta, Hymenoptera, Formicidae. The record is from RefSeq and is a predicted model, not a curated record.